AUGUCUAUUCAUCGCUUUGCCCUCGCGGGCCUCCUGCUCGGCUCAGUAUCGGCCAGCAGCUCCGUCAGCUCCCCGGCUAGUAGUCGGGUCCAUGUGCCUUCUGUCACCUGUCGAACUGUGAUUGGGACGACGUCUGUCGCAUCAGUUUCUACCACCACGCUUACUCGCACCCUUCAUGAUCGCCUUCCUAUUGUGACCUUCACUACAACCCAGGACACCGUCACCGAAACCCCCGCCACAUUCACCCUCUCUUUGAUGGACUAUAAAACUACCACUGUCACUGUCACUGAAGAUACGUUUGACACCGCAACUGUGACCGUCCCUGGUGAUGUGGUUACUGCGACUAUCUACAUCACCGUGUCGACUACGAGCACCACGACCUCUACUAUAGCCACCUCCGAUGGCUUUACUCCUAUCGCAGAUACGAUACCUACACCUUUUGCGUCUAGACGCUCAUUACUUGAUGAGGAUGACUGCUCUGAAGGCCCUUGGAUAGACGACUAUCAAUAUCCCCUGGAGGUAGAGUGCCACGAGAAGAUCAUUUUCAAGACCACCUCAACCUCGACGGUUACCGGAGUGCCUAUCACCACCACUGUAGCUACUCCUAUUACAACAGCUACAGAGAUUAGCACCAUAUCUACCACCUCAUUCGUGGUUCCUGGGGAUCUCUCUACCACUCUGAGCUACAGCACCACAUCCACACUUACCAUGACAACAUAUGUACCCGGUGAGACUACCACCGUCACGUCUACCACCACUGCUCUUGCAGCCGUUGCUACUGCUACCGUCGUUGACUCGUGUGCUGCCAAUAAUAUCGCCGGUGCUCCUGUCUCGUCUGAAUUUGGGUCUUUCGCAGGCCAAUACAUAAAUGAGAUUAAUUUCAUUACUGUCCCCGGUUAUAAGGUGACUACAGCCUCCUCCGACUCCGCAUAUGAUUGCUGCGUUAGUUGCAUUGAGACCUCCGGAUGUGCCUUCAGCUGGUUUGUGGAUGAGUCGAGUCAGAGUUACUGCUAUCUGGUUAUGACAACUACUUGCUCGACGACUUCAACUUAUGGCACUGCCGGGUUCAAUAGCAAUCCGAAUAAUUGGCAAUUGUCCAACGGAAACUGCGGAUAUGUCAAGGGCAUAGACUUCUCAUUUAUAUGA
Penicillium atrosanguineum is the source of this 1146-nucleotide messenger RNA. RefSeq lists its product as uncharacterized. The transcript has 2 exons. The coding region runs from base 1 to 1146 and encodes 381 amino acids. Lineage: Eukaryota; Fungi; Ascomycota; Eurotiomycetes; Eurotiales; Aspergillaceae. The record is from RefSeq and is a predicted model, not a curated record.